Messenger RNA from Rhodotorula toruloides NP11, 783 nucleotides. Its product is annotated as zinc finger, MYND-type domain containing protein. Lineage: Eukaryota; Fungi; Basidiomycota; Microbotryomycetes; Sporidiobolales; Sporidiobolaceae. Bases 1 to 783 code for a protein of 260 amino acids. The record is from RefSeq and is a predicted model, not a curated record. The transcript is spliced from 3 exons.
AUGGACACGCAGUCGACGGGCGAGUGUCUGGUGUGCGGUAGCGAGACGAAGAACCGGUGCUCAGCGUGCGCGCAGGCAGGAAUCGACCUCUUCUUCUGCUCGCCGAAGUGUCAGAAGAUGGUCUGGCAAGGCCACAAGCUGUUCUGCGGGCCAAACGCCUUUCCUCUUGCCUUCCCGCUCUUCUCGCAAGCCGAAGCUUCCGACAUCCUCGACAGCCUGGAACAGCCGGUUGCGAGAGCGGAAGAGCCUUACACAAGGUCUGCCACCGUCAUGGAAGAAAUCAAGGCGCACCUGGGUUGGCCAGACGCGACCAAGGCGGACUUGAUUGAACUCAUCUCGAGUGGUACCGGUGACGCCGCUCCGUCAGCCUCGCCAGCACUCGAUCAGCUGCCUGCAAUGCUGGUCUGGUCUCGCUAUGCAAUUCUUGCAACGCACAGAACCAUCGACUCCUUCCGCCAGUUCCUACUUCAAGGCAUGGCUGGGUUUUAUGCGCUCCUUUUCGGUGCAGGAGCCCUCCCGCCUGUUCUUCCCCAAGACUUGGACGUCCGGUCGGCGAGGCUGCUUCACCAGAUGCUUUGCAUCCUGACGCUCCACGCCGCCUACUCGCCUCCUUCUCCUUUCGUAGGUGAAGCACGUCCGCCUCCUUCGACGUCUGAGGAGUGCAAGAGGUGCGUUACUGCGUUGAUGCAGUACGCUGUCAAGACCUUCGGACUGGAGUACCUGCAGAAGUUGAGUGUGGCGUUCAAAGGCCGUUCUCGUUCGCCCGGCCCGAGCAGGCGGUAG